AUGUCUGAUCAAGACAUUCACCCAAAUAAAUAUGAUGAAUUUCGUAGUAUCCAUAAAUACUACAUCGAUUCAUAUACUGCGUUGUAUCAGCUGAAAACGGAAAACGAAGAAGAUUUAAACACGAUCUACAAAAUGAUCAAAACAGAAUUGAUUAAUUCAAACAACUAUUUGUCAAAAAGCAUUGUAAGAGAUAUUUUAAAAAUCAUUUCGUAUAAUAAUCGCUAUGCAAAGUCAUAUUUAUAUCUUGCUAAACGAAUAACUGAUGAAUAUCAUGUAACAGAGGUCAACAAAAUUCCAACCAUUUCCAGCUACCUGUUUUAUAAAGAAUAUGGAAUUACUUUAUACAAAUCUAAUAAUUUCAAAGAAUUUCAAAAUGAAGAUCUCAACAUUCAUUCAGAAAAUAGUAUUUUCACAGCAAUUAUGUAUAAUGACAAAGAAAGAUUCAUACAAUUCAUUGAAAGCGAUGAUUUUGAUAAAGAUAAAACACUUUACAGCCAUUUUUAUCCAAAUUCUGAUGAAAUAUUAACAUUACUUGAAUUAUGUUGUUACCAUGGAGCAAUUGAUUGUUUCAAGUUAUUAAGAACGAAAUUUAACUCAAAAAUAACUGAAACAUGUCUUCGAUUAUCAUUUUUAGGACGAAAUCCAGAGGUCAUGAGUGAAUGUUUGAAAUAUCAAAAGCCAGAUGAAGAAUGCAUGAAAUAUGCAAUUAUUUCACACAACAUCGAUUUUGUUACAUUCUUGAAGAAUGAGUACAAUAUAGAGAUUAAUUUAGAUUAUUGCGGACAAUAUAAAAAUCUUGAAUCAUUUUUGGUUUAUUUCGAUCAAAAGAAUGAUGAUAAUAAAUGUUUUGUUAAUUCAACGAUGUUUGAUAUUCCAUCCCUUAGCGAAUAUUUCCUUAAUCAUGGUGCAAAUAUCAAUGGAAAAGAUUUGUUUGGAAAAACGGCUCUGCAUUACACGGCAGUCAAUAAUAGUAUAGAAACAGCCAAACUUCUUCUUUCACGCGAUAUAAAAAUCAAUGAAAAAGAUAAUUAUGGAAAAACCGCUCUUCAUUAUGCUGCAGAAAAUAAUAGUAAAGAAACAGCUGAACUUCUUGUUUCUCAUGGUACAAAUAUCAAUGAAAAAGAUAAAAGCGGGAAAAUCGCUCUUCAUGAGGCAGCAAUAAACAAUAAUAAAGAAAUAGCCGAAUUUCUUCUUUCGCAUGGCGCAAAAAUUAAUGAAACAGAUGAUUCUAAAAAAACCGCGCUUCAUUAUGCAGCAGAAAAUAAUAAUAAUGAAACAGCCGAACUUCUUGUUUCACGCAAAGCAAAAAUCAAUGAAAAAGAUAAAAACGCAAAAACUCCCCUUCAUUAUGCAUCAUAUAAUAAUAAUAUAGAAAUGGCCAAACUUCUUCUUUCUCAUGGAGCCAAAACCAAUGAAAAAGAUAAAAGUGGACAAAUACCUCUUCAUAAUGCUGCAAAUUUUUAUUAUAAAGAAAUGAUAGAACUUCUUCUUUCACACAAAGCAAAAGUCAAUCAAAAAGAUGAGCUUGGUUUCUCUCCUCUUCAAUAUGCAGUAUAUGGUACUAAAACAGAAACAACGGAACUUCUUCUUUCACAUGGUGCAAAAGUCAAUCAAAAAGAUAACCAUGGAAGUACCGCCCUUCAUGCAAUUGUACGAAGAAAUAAUGUUGCAGAAGUUAAAGUUCUUCUUUCACAUGGUGCAAAAAUCAACGAACAAAAUGAUGAAGGGAAAACUGCUCUGCAUUAUGCUGCACAAUACGGCACUACGGAAACUUGCGAAAUUCUUAUUUCACACGGUGCAAAAAUCAAUGAAAAAGAUAAAAAUGGAAGAACCGCACUUCAUAUUGCAGCAGAAUACAAUAACAAAGAAAUAGUAGAACUUCUUGUAUCACAUGGUGCAAAUAUCAAUGAAAAAGAUAAAUUUAAAAAUUCUGCUCUGCACUAUGCUGCACAAUACGGCACUACGGAGAUUUGCGAAAUUCUUAUUUCACACGGUGCAAAUAUCAACGAAAAAGAUAAAAAUGGAAGAACCGCACUUCAUAAUGCAGCAUUGCAUAAUAGCAAAGAAAUAGUAGAACUUCUUGUAUCACUUGGUGCAAAUAUCAACGAAAAAGAUAUAUAUGGAAACACUGCUUUAAGCAUUAUAAGCGGAAUGAACUAUGAGGAAAUAGCAAAUUUUCUUAUUUCAAAUGGUGCAAGAUACAAUUAA
Molecule: messenger RNA, 2208 nt
Organism: Trichomonas vaginalis G3
Lineage: Eukaryota; Parabasalia; Trichomonadida; Trichomonadidae
Product: ankyrin repeat and SOCS box-containing protein 4 family
Exons: 1
Coding region: 1-2208 (735 amino acids)
Cellular component (GO): nucleus; cytoplasm
Molecular function (GO): protein binding
Source: RefSeq, a predicted model, not a curated record